Molecule: messenger RNA, 1519 nt
Organism: Exaiptasia diaphana
Lineage: Eukaryota; Metazoa; Cnidaria; Anthozoa; Actiniaria; Aiptasiidae
Source: RefSeq, a predicted model, not a curated record
GAUUGGUCUGCGAUUAUGUUAUCACUGUACCAAAGGGCUACGUAGUUUCAAUCUUAUUCUCUGUUUUCAAUGUCUCGAAUUCAUGCGAAGAUUACGUGACUAUUCAUGAUGGUGGAAAUGCUUCAGCUCGAAAGAUAUCUAAACUCUGCAGAUCGUCAUCAGUGCAUCAAUCAACUGGCAACGUGAUGACUGUGAGAUUCUUCUCUGCAAAUGACAGCGAUGGCUCGAAGGGGUUUAAAGCAACUUACAGAGCGCUAGCAUUCGACAAAUCCAUCGGACCUUCACCACAUUUCCAAACAACGAGAGUCACAUUUAUAACACAUACAAUGGCCUUGCAGUCUCUUUCCACGCCGUUGUUGAAUGUCUCCGCAAACAGAGUAAUACCAAUCUCAUCUUAUAUCAACCCAUCAUCAACUGUCGCUCUAAUUGUACCAACAACAGUACAGAAAAAGCCGUUCAUGCCAUUAUAUCUUGGUGGAACGUUUCAAGUCAGGCGAGAUGUUACUCUCGUAGGUCAUGUCAUAAAGAGAACAACAACUCCAAGUGCUCCAGUGUGUAUUUURAAAUGUCAACAAAUCGUCACCUGUGAAUCGGCUACAUUUGUUCUUAUGGGUGGAGUGGGUGGGGGAUAUUGCACACUCCAUGCAACGAGCCUGCAGCUUCAACCUGAAUACGSUCAACGGCUUGAUGGUGCCUUGUAUUAUGAAAGUAUCAUAGAGCAAAAAUACUAAAGGUUAUGAUUUCCAUUGACAUUUUGACAUCAUUUUGUCAUCUUCCGGUUUUGCCAUGAUUGGCCAUCAUCUUGCUGGCACCAUAUUGCUACCAUCUUCGGUCCUCAUCUUGCUAUCACCUCAUGCAAUCUUCUUGCUAUCAUCUUGCUACCAUCUUGCCACAUGUCAUUCUUGCCAUCAUCUUGCUGUUACCUUCCAAUCUUCUUGCAAUCCAUUUUGCUACCAUCUUGCCACAUUUCAUUCUUGCCAUCAUCUUGCUGUUACCUUCCAAUCUUCUUGCAAUCAUUUUGCUGUCAUUUUGUCACCAUAUUGCUGUUAUUUUGCAAUCUUCUUGCAAUCAUCUUACCACCAUCUUACCACCAUCUUUCUGUCAUUGGUCACAAUCUUGGCAUAAUCUUACUACCAGCUUGCCAUCAUCUUACCACCAUCUUGCAAUAAUCUUGCUGUCAUCUUGUCACCAAAUUGCUGUUAUUCUGCAAUCUUUUUGUAAUCAUCUUGCAGUCAGUAUUGCUAUCAACUUACUGCCAUGUUGCUAUCAUAUGUCUUCUUGUCAUCUUGACACCAUCUUGGAAUCAUCUUGCCAUCAUCUUGCUCUCAUCUUGCCACCAUCUUGCUCUCUUCUUGCAAUAAUUUUGCCACCAUCUUAUAAUCAAUUACCAUCUUAUAAUCAACUACCAUCUUGCGACCAUCCUGCAAUCACCUUCAUAUUAUUUUGGCCCAUAUCUMAGUCAUUUUAAUGUUAUCUCAGUCGUUAUCAUGAUACUUGUACGAAUACCAAAAUAAACAAU